CAGUGUAUUAGUCUCUCUUAUUUAGUAUCUUUGUUUGUGGUUGUUAUAUGUCGAAGGGAAGCAAGACCGGAUCAUUUCUCAGAAUAAAAAGGCAAAGCAAGGAUGAGGGACUAUUUUUGAAGCAUGAAAGAAUGUUACUAGAAAAACUUAUUGCCUCAUCUAAUGGUAAAUGUAAUCCUAGCCAAGCAACAAAAGGCUUCGACACCGGUCGGGAAAUCUCAAGGUACAUUCAUUUCGUGUUAUACAAAGGUUCUCUCCAUGGUCGUGAGAUUUCUGUGAAAAGGUACCAGAGCUAUAGCAAAUGCCUCGAAACGGCUAUAACUGAUAUUGUGAUUAGCUCACAAAUGAGUGCUAACAAGAAUGUUCUUAAACUCGUUGGAUACUGCGUAGAGACUCGAAAUCCAGUGCUUGUGUAUAAGUUUGGUGGUAAUAGAAAUCUCAAGAGAUUAAUGUCUGAUGUUUGUGAGGGUAAACUUGAAGCAGAGCCAUUACCAUGGAAGUCUAGAAUGAAGAUUGCAAUGGAUAUUGCUAAUGCAGUUAAAUAUCUUCAUAUUGCUUUCUCUAGACCUGUUAUUAAUCGAGGUCUUUCGCUAAACUUGAAGCAGAGCGAUUACCAUGGAGGUCUUUCGUUUAUGCAGUUACAUAAACGAGAAGAGCAACUGCCAGCAGAUGCUGAUGUUUCCUCUCAGCAACAGCAUUCUGCUGAGGCGAUAAUUGCAGCAAAUAUAAUCCUUGAUGUAGAUCACCCUUCCCAAUCACCUGGUAAAGGGAUAGUUGGGGACGUAGCACCUGAGGUUUUGGAAUGCAAAAUAAAUGAAAAGGCUGAUGUUUUUAGUUUUGGGAUACAAUUACUUGAGCUUUUGACUAGAAGACCAUCUGGGGAUCACAAUGUGGUGGAACUGGAAGCCACGUUUAGAGAAUUGGUGUUGAAUCAUGUCGAAAACAACCUGUUAACUGAAAUUGUGGAUCAAAAGCUCUUAAGUGAAGGAAUCAAUGGUGAUGAGUUGGUGAGUUUUGCAAAGAUUGCAUUUUGUUGCACGCAAGAAAUCCGUAGAACCGACAGAUGAUAACUGAUGUUGCGAAACAUCUAAGGCAACUUAACAAAGAUUGUUCAUGAAUUUCUUAGCUUUAUUAGCUCAGUAGCUACAAUAAUGGAGGAUGAUACUUUCAGUGGUAAA
This is a messenger RNA of Hibiscus syriacus, 1178 nucleotides long. Its product is annotated as non-functional pseudokinase ZED1-like. Gene Ontology annotation, molecular function: ATP binding; protein serine/threonine kinase activity. Gene Ontology annotation, cellular component: plasma membrane. Bases 48 to 1067 code for a protein of 339 amino acids. The record is from RefSeq and is a predicted model, not a curated record. Gene Ontology annotation, biological process: protein phosphorylation; cell surface receptor signaling pathway. Lineage: Eukaryota; Viridiplantae; Streptophyta; Magnoliopsida; Malvales; Malvaceae. The transcript is spliced from 4 exons.